UUCAAGCAGCAAAGGAACGUUAUCGAUCUAAUUCCGCUUAACUUUCCGUCUAAAUUGACGCCAGUGUCGUUUAGAACGUGUCUCACUGUUGCCAUUUAAAAAUCUGAUCAACUUCAGCAGUCUUAGUUUGUCGACAUCGGGUCCUAAAGUGAAGCUGCAUCGCAAGUGUUUGGAGAAAAUGUAGUUUUAGUGAUGUCUCGACUUGUCAAGAAAUCUCCAUCUCUUUGCACGGAUCGACCACUGGACAACACAGACAUUUCUAACAAGCUUAAUUUGCUGAGACAGCUUCUGAAGUCUUGUUUUGGUCCCACAGCUAGACUGAAACAAGUUCAUAACAACAUUGGAGGACACGUUGUAACCACCUCAUCCUCCUCGGUUCUCCUUCCAGCUAUUUCAUCCUCUCAGCCUUUCAUCAAUCUGAUAAAAACCUCCAUUCUCAACCACGUCUCCCGCUUCAGUGACUGUGGUUUGUUUGCUGCCAUUUUUUGCUUGGCUCUUAUUGAGCAAGCAAAGCGGUCUGGUCUCAGAGAGAAUGUGUCUAUCAGAGUGAACAAACACUUGCUGGCUCUGUGCUCCAGUUACCUUCAACAAGAAGACUGUGGAUGUAAAGUGAAGCUCGACUUCUGCAGCAGCCACAACCUGAUCACACUAGCUCGCAGUAUUAUCUCCAGCAAACCAGCAUGUGUGCUGACAGAGCCAGAGGCACUUCACAUCAGCAAGCUGGCUGUGCAAGCUUUUCUGCUGACUGUUCCCUGUAACAGCCCAGGCACAGUCAGCCUUGGCAAAACAGUGACUGUCUGUGUUGAGGGCUACUCUGUGCUGACCUCUGCAGUGUUUCCAGGUUUAUUAGUGGACAUUCCUGAUGGAUUAUGCCUCAACAAGUUUGACCAUCUGUCAAAUCCAAUCCAAAUGGUGCUUUUUGGUGCAUCUCUUGCCGGGGACCUUUCUGAUCUGGGAGAUGGGAUGAUAGAGGUGCAUGCAGGUGUGGACACAGAGUCACAGAUCCUGGAUCAGCUUCUGGAGCUUGGCAAACAGGUGGUUAAAGAUGAGGUGAAGCUCUUUGUAUGCCAGAAGGUGGUGCAUCCAGUCUUACAGGAAUACCUGAGGAGCCAUGGCAUCAUAGUGGUCGAGAGAGUGGGGAUCACUAUCAUGGAGCCUCUUAUUCAGCUGACAGGUGCUCAACCCGUGGCGACAUUACACACCAAAAUCCCAUCCAAGGCGUACGGAAAGGUGAGGGAGCUCAGCAUGAAGCAGUUUGGUUCCAAGACAAUGCUGCAUUUACAACCUCUUGGGGAGUCAGUGAUCUGCACUUUGAUCCUCUGCCACAGGAAUGAGACGAUGUUAAGUGAGCUGAAGGUGGUCUGCCAGAAGACAGAACAUGUGUUGAGGCUCACCCUACGGGAACCAUCUGCCUUACUUGGAGGUGGAUGUACUGAGACCCACUUAGCUGCUUAUGUUAGACACAAGAGCAAGAAUGAAGCACCAGAGACAGCAUCAGUAUUGGGGUGCUCUCAGACAGAAUACCUUCUUGGUGUCGAGGUAUUUUGUCAGUCUCUGGAGUCCGUGGCCAGAGCGCUGCAGCACGACGGUGGGAACUCUUUAGUCGAUCUGACUCAUGCUCACCACUGGACUCUACCUGCAGAUGUCCUGGAAGAACACAUGGAGGACAGCUUGGGCUUCUGUGGCUGUGGACUGGUGGAAAGUAGCCCAAGUAGAAGGUGGAUUUUUCUAGACACUAAAUACACAGAGUUCUCUCCUGUCGCCCUGGUUGGAGACUCUCCUGUGCAGCCACGUGUGUUGGACUCCUUCACGGCUACACUUAGUGCAUUACAAGUUGCUACAGAAACAGCAAAUCUUGCACUAGAUGUGAGAUAUAUAAUUCAAGAUGUGAAUUAGGAAAAUAGAUAUUUUACCUUUAGUCUAUGGGAUGCUGGUUUGUAGUGAUCAAAAUGAAGACUGAACACUGUUAUUUAGAAAGGAAUAAUUCAGUUUAUAGAGUGAGUGACAAUGUCUAAUGUGGUCUUAUGAAUUAAUAUUUUGUCAGUAAUAUUUCUAAAAAAUUCCAUAUUCUUCAUAUAUAUUCAUAUGUUAUACAUGCAAUCCAUAACAUUCCACAUGCCUAAUCUGAAAAUCCAAGGAGAUGUUCCUGCUGCAGUGCCUUUCUGUUCAUAUUUUUUAAGAGAUGCUGUACAUAAAAAAAGCGUUUUGAUGGUUUUGUACAAUGAAGUCUGACUAGAAGAGAAAUCAAAGAGAUUUUUGUGCAGUAAAAUUACUGUAAUUUCUGUUUAACAAUACAACAGGCGUGCAGAUGCCAGUGCUCCUCUUCUGCUGUUGCUUCAAUUAUUGUCUCCCCAAACAGGAUGGCUAGCAGGUGCUUUUUCUCUCAGAAGAUGAAUGGAAUCAAAGCUUUUCGAAACUUUGGGUAGUCUUUGAAUUUCUCUUGAUAAAACCUGUAACAGAGGAGCAGAAGAUGGCAGCUAUAUCUCAGAAAUGUCACUUGGUAACAGCAGCAGUUUGAAAUAUGAGUAUUAUUAUACCGUUUCCUUCACUUUUAUUAAUAUCUUAGGCACCUGUGAUGGUAGUAGGCUCUUGGUCCAAUAAAACAGAGGCUGAACAUAGCAAAUGAGAGUGUUGGAAGGGACCAGGUGGCUACAGCAUAUCCAAACCAUUCCACUAUCUCUCCUAAAUAGUUGGCACCAGACACAUAUUCAAACAAGCCUCCUGCAGGAGAGUUAGAAUACCACAAGUCACUACAAGCACAGGGUGAAUAAGACGUCACUCUAGUGAAAUGCAUGUUUCUUACCGGUAGGAAUCUUGUAAACUAUUUCAUUUGGUUUCCUCAAGUUGCGCAGAAUACAGUCGCUGUGUAUGUUGAUGGCCAUUCCAGUGUAAAACAGCAGUAAACCUAGAAGAAAAUUUUACUUGUAUACUGUUUUUUUUUUUUUUUUAAAGUCAAUCGUAUUUUAAGACUGAGUGUUUUUUGAACAAAGAAUAAACAUUGCACUUGCCAGUCUUGUAGCGGUAAUCAGCUGACCAUUCAUGGUCAAACUGGGCACAAUGCAGCAGGUAGCAUCCCUGCAGGAAACCAUUCAGAGAACAGAUCAAACCUCCUGCCACCAUCACACCCAGUGGGAAAGGCCUUCCUCUGGUCCGGGGUGAAUAGACAAAUGUCCUAUGAUCAGUGAAGAAAUAGUAGAUACAGGGUGUGGGAAAAUCAGUGCUGGUUCAUGCACAGUUGUGUUUUACAACCAAGGGGACACAUCAGGCAUUCAGCACAGUGUCUUAACCUCCAGAUUUCUGCAGCAGUAAAUCUCCUUUGCAAAGCUCUUUUUGUAAUCCCUCCAUCUUAAAAUUUGACUCUUGCUUACACAUAGUGUCCAACGCAUAUUUUACAUCUUGUAGCUAAAAGGUCCAGUGGUAAAACUAUUAUUAUUAAAGACGGAUUGUGUCAAUCAUUUUUGCUCUACUCAGGAAUUUUAAUUAAAAACAUCUGUUAGCUUG
Molecule: messenger RNA, 3501 nt
Organism: Amphiprion ocellaris (clown anemonefish)
Lineage: Eukaryota; Metazoa; Chordata; Actinopteri; Pomacentridae
Gene: mkks
Product: MKKS centrosomal shuttling protein
Exons: 4
Coding region: 193-1896 (567 amino acids)
Biological process (GO): developmental process; cilium assembly; protein folding
Cellular component (GO): nucleus; cytoplasm; kinociliary basal body
Molecular function (GO): ATP binding
Source: RefSeq, a predicted model, not a curated record